Morone saxatilis (striped sea-bass) is the source of this 1267-nucleotide messenger RNA. RefSeq lists its product as uncharacterized. Gene Ontology annotation, biological process: protein ubiquitination. Lineage: Eukaryota; Metazoa; Chordata; Actinopteri; Moronidae. The record is from RefSeq and is a predicted model, not a curated record. Gene Ontology annotation, molecular function: ubiquitin protein ligase activity.
AUCCCGGACGAGCCCAAUCUUUUCACAGAACACAAUUAUCAAUUUCUUUAAGUUAAUUUUAACAUGUAUAACUUAGUGGUUCACGGUAAUGCUCCCUUGGUUUAACCCAAGCUAGGUUCCCCAUCACUGUUUGCCUAUACCCCCUAUCAACCCCUCACACCCGUCCCUCCACCUGCUCUCCGUCAAACACUGAACAAAGAGCGUCUCCACCGCCCUGCUUCCCCAGCUGUUGCGUUGUGAGGGUUUGGUCCGUGAGAAGAGAGAGCGACGUUUCUGUCCCGCCCCCACAAAUACACCAGACACUCCUGAACAGGCGGCAGACGAGCUCUCCCUCUCCAUUCACUGCACUGUGGCUGUGCUGUACACUCCAGAAGGGACAAUACUCCCUGACCAUGGUUCUGUGUGAGGACGGCGAGUGCAGCGUCUGCCUCUCGCCCUACUCCCGGAUGGACAGGAUCCCCCGGGUGCUCCACUGCAGGCACACCUUCUGCGACCCGUGUCUGGAGACUAUGUCGGAGGCCAGGAGCGGGCUGCUCACCGUGGGCUGCCCUUUGUGCCGUCGGGUGACCUGCAUAGGACGCGGCCUCAGCCUGCAGGAAGCUCUGUGGGUCAACAGCAGGCUGUGGGACCAGAUACCAGAGGAGGAGGAGGCCGAGGAGGGGGAGGAAGAUGGACUGAAAGGAGAAGCCGAGGUGGAGAGGAUGGAGACUAAACAACAAACAGAAUGUGUUUCCUCCAGGUCCACCAGAACCAAGCUCAAACUGCCUGCGUUCUUCAGAAGGUUCAGUCUGACAAAGCAGAACCAGGAAAGGAUCGUGCCCGGCAGUAAUGUGGAAAUGAAAUCGUGGCGCCGGCUUUCGACUGAAGAGUCUGUUUAAAAGGAGGCAGAUGUAGGACGAUGUGACAGCUCCUCUCAGGAUAUAAUUUGGUAGGCGCUGCUAGAAGACUCGACUCAACCUCGUCAGUGGAGGGAAAGUUGAGGCCGUUAGGACCGAGAAUCCAUUUGUGUUCCUGUCAAGACAUUGUUUUGUCCCCAGCCAAAGGUGCCCUGUCUCCCCUUUAUUUAUUCUAGGCUUAAUUCUCCCAGCUGGUGCUGUGGGAUUUGGUUCAGCUGUCCCAGUGGGACUCACACCCAAAGACCCCCUCGUAACAGAUGGUCUCCCGAGGACGUUCCCUUUUAGCCACUGCUGAACAUUGAACAUAACUUUUUGUUCUUUUUAUUUAUGAUAGCUAGCUGACAAAGUAUUUAAUAAAACUAUUUUUGAAA